CAACAUCAUGUUCUGGAAGGCUCCGGUCGACGAGAACUCGCCCGUUAUUGUCCAGAUAGGUACGUUGAAGAUCACCUGGGCGGAGGUCAUCAUCGGUGUGGAGAGCGGCCUCCUCAUGUUCCCCAUCAACAUCCUCAUAAUCACCAUCUUCCGCAGCAUCAGGCCACGCCUCCAGCCACCAAAGGCCCCGCAGAGUGGCACACAGAACCAGAAGGCUGUGGCUGUUGCCAUGCCAACUCUCCUCAAGGAAAUUGAGGAGGUGGUGAAUAUGCUCAGCAAAAGCCCCAAAAACCAAAUCAAGCCGCUGGCAGGGACGUUGCAGUCUUCUGCAGACCUCUCCGCAGCUUUGGACGUCAUUCAUACGGUUAUUCAUGUGAUGCAAGGAGAGACUGAGAGCGAUCACCAUUGGGUCCACUGCAGCCAUUUUGUGCUGUACUCUCUGGCCCGCCUGUCCGAGUCCCUGGAGCGGCUGGGCGCCGGGGCCUUCUCCUGCACAGAGGAAUACCAAUGCGUCAGGAGCAUGAUGGGAUUGCUGCUGAAGAAGGCAGAGAUGGUGGCCAUGUGUCACACCACUCAGAGGCCAGUGCUUGUGGUGCACAAGAAGAAGUCCAGCUGCUGGCUCCCCUGGUGGUUUGUGUUUGUGGGCUGGUUCCUGCUGUUCUCCAUCAGUGGCGUGUCCACCUUCUUUACCCUGCUCUACGGUUUCGUCUACGGGAAGGAGAUGUCCAUUCAAUGGGUCAUCUCCCUCGGACUGUCACUUUUCCAAAGCAUCUUUGUCCUGCAGCCACUCAAGGUGAUAGCCCUGGCAAUCUUCUUUGCUCUGAUCAUGAGGCCAGUGGCUGUGGAGGAGAGCGAGGAGGUGGGGAUUCUCCUGAAAGAGCAACAGAGGAGACGUGAGCAGUACACCGGGAGGACAGUGUCCUGAUGGGAAACGGGACUGCAGGGGAUGAACUAACCUGAGUGACCCAAUCUGACAUGUAAAAUAUAUUUAUUUUAGCUCAGACAGUUCACUGAAAUAAUGGCAAUGGCAUAUAUGUAUCUUGCUUUCAUUAUGUCUUAUUUCUCCUCAUUGUCUUAUUAUGAACUUAAUAAUUAAACAGGCCAAAGAAAUGGAUAUGCUAAUAUACAAUUUUAGUAAGCACUGUGAAGUUUGUCUAUUGAAAAAAAACCAUUGUGGCCUAUUGACUGUAAAUCAUAGAAGACUUGGCCAUUAUAGUUGCGUUAGUAUGUGUUUAUAUCUUUCCAAAUAUAGUGUACUAUUUCUUGCAUUAACUUCUAUCAGAACAAUUGUCCCAUGUCUCUUGAAUUUACAAAGAAUACAAGAUGUUUUCUCUGACAUCAUUUAAAUAAGGGAGUCAAGUCACUACAUAAUGAUGUACACUAGCCUACUAACAGAGAGACGAAGACCACAUUUGAGAUUUAAUCUCAGUUUCUAAAGAUGAUUUGGGUAAUAACAUCAAAUAAAAAUAAAUUGUUUGACAAAUAUUGUAUCGCAUACUAAACUGAGGCUGACUACAAGCUCAGCAAGCUACAUGUUCAUCGCUUAAUAUUCUGUCCAAGAGCACUUAUUCGUCUCUCUCUCUCUGAGCAGCCUAUUGAUUAUAUGGUGACAGUGACUGCUACAGUUAACACUCUCAUGAAGACUAUUUUUGUUACAUAACAGGCAUAUUUCUCUAACAUAUGUCCACCACUUACACUUCCAUCACUCAGAGAUGAGGGAGGGCAACAGCAUAUUAUUUGUGACUCAUACUGUACUAACACUGAGAGACCAUUUCUCUGUUUGAGCUUGUGUUCCUAUUACAUCUGAUGACUUCCAAAAUAAAUCUGAUAAAUGUGCAUUAUUAUAUGGCCAUUACUGUUAGGAACACCAGAGCACACAC
This is a messenger RNA of Sardina pilchardus (European sardine), 1880 nucleotides long. RefSeq names its product polycystin-1-like protein 2. Gene Ontology annotation, molecular function: calcium channel activity. Lineage: Eukaryota; Metazoa; Chordata; Actinopteri; Clupeiformes; Clupeidae. Gene Ontology annotation, biological process: detection of mechanical stimulus. The record is from RefSeq and is a predicted model, not a curated record. The coding region runs from base 8 to 925 and encodes 305 amino acids. Gene Ontology annotation, cellular component: membrane. The transcript has 7 exons.